GACCUUUUCCCUUGGCAACCACUUCCUCCGAGCAGCCACGGCCAUCUUUAAUUUCGAGCCAUCCAAGUAAAAAGUUCUUUCGCUCCAUGUAAACACGCCGAACGACACGUUUGCGCACAAACGCGGCACCGACGGCGCAGAGUGUGCGCGUGUUUGCUUUCCAGCGACAAGCGCCAAAACAGAGCAGAGCAGCGCAGCGCGGAGCGGAGCAGCAGGCUGACCGCCGCGAUUAAAUAAACACCGACAGCGAUGAGAAAGAAGCAGACUGCCAAACAGAGGAAGACCGAGGAGACUACCGUUGUCCAGGAGUUUGUGGUGGAAAAGAUCAUUCGCCGCAGAGUCUUUAACGGGAGAGUGGAGUACUUUCUGAAGUGGAAAGGCUUCACUGAUGCAGAAAAUACCUGGGAGCCUGAGGACAAUCUGGACUGUCCCGAACUCAUCGAGGAGUUCCUGAGAAACACUCACUGCUUAGAAGAGAAUGAGGAAGAGCCAACUCAGUUUAUUCCAAAAGAAGAAAUGACAGAGCAAGAGACGGAAAUUUCAUGUUUGCAGUCUCAGCAGCAGGUCUGCGCCUUGCAAAGCGACGGCGGCGUCCUCCUUGAGCCAAACGGCGACGAGCAGUCGGACGCCCCAGCCAACCUCAGCAAUUACCUCGAGCCUGAAUGCAUCAUCGGCUCCACAGACAGACAGGGAGAGCUCAUGUUCCUUGUCAACUGGAAGAACUCGGAUGACGUGGCCCUCCUGCCUGCCCGUGAAGCGAGCGCCAGAUGUCCCCAGGUGGUCAUCGACUUCUACGAGCAGAAGCUGACCUGGAACUGUGGCGACGAGGAGCAAUGAAGAGUGCGUGAGUGCAUGUUUGAGUACGGAGGAAAACUGGUAAGCAGUCGCGUUCUCUCACCUGAAGCUUAGUUUAACCUCCAUAGAGUGUCCUCCUCCAGCUGACAUUAGACGCACACUGUGUGAAAUUACAUCCCGCCACAGGUAGAGUUUCCAGACUCAGUCAGGUGCGAGAACCUCGGCGCGGGGGGAAGGAUAUUUAGGGCUCUCUGUCCCGCGGUGCUCGAUAAGGUCACUGUGCCUUUGCGGAGACUAAAUGUGUGAUGGAGACUAAAACUAACCUUUGUGUAGAGCAGCGGGACUAACCUGUAGCAGCUUUGGUCUUGUGUCAUUGUGUAGCUGACACAAUCUUUGUUGACAUGUGUUUUUUUUUCGAGACAUACUGUUGUAUAGUAAUUUAGUAUAUGUAGUCCUCCACUGGGACGGGUCCUCUGUCGUUAAGUGUGUAUGUUUUAUCUUGUGGGGCGACAGUUUGUAAAAACAGUGAACUAACUGAUGUCCAAUCUGUACCUCCAGUCCAUCUAGCUUUUCGGUUAGAUUGUAUACAUUAGAACCCAACCGAGUACAGUAAAAAAUGUCCACUACCAAUAUAUCGGUUGAUAUUGCUCUCUAUAUCUCAAAAAAUACAUAUAAAAAUUCACAAAUGAUUCCUACGAUGUAGUUAUCGAACCGUCAUUACAAAGAAUUGUAAUUGAGGCUUUGAUAUUUUACAGUACACGGUGAACUUAAAGAAAUAAAAAGAAAAAACAAAUACAACUAAAUAUAUGGAACUUGAACAUUUUUUAAAUACAAACAUAAAUGCACAUUUCUGCAUUGUAAACAUUGUAUUGAUUACUGUUAACCUCUAAAAAAUAUGAAUAAUUAUAACAAUUUGCUAUGGGCAAACUACCUAAUGACACCAUUCCCAAAAGCCAAAGCAUUUUUCGGCAUUGAAUAUUCUGUAGAGUUUUCAUAAUGGCACAUAGAAGCAAACAUAAACGGCCAUACCUCUGUCAUAUUUUUUUUUUGUGGCCAAGAGAGAAAAAUUGGUCGGGCUCUAGUAUACGUAUUGCUUGAUUGUUUGUUGUUUGAACAUGUGUGUGAAGUGGUUUUUUUACCACAGCUUUUACUGUGUGUCACUUUGUUUCUAUAUGACCCGUGUGGUUUAUGUAAAAUAUUUUUUUUUUUAAAUAAGGCCCACCAGCAAUUUCUCUGAUCAGCUGCUUUAUGUACCAAAUGUCCUCACUUGUAUUGAAUUAUGACAAGUUUUCUUAAAAUAAAAAUUAAGAUCGGGCAGAAAUUCUCAGAGCAUCAUAAAAUACUAAGAAUAUCUACAAGAUUUAGAAAUUUUCAUGCAACGAUUGUUGGCUAAAAAAAGGAUUGUUAAAUGUAGCACUUUAGAUGUGAGACUGUCCAGUUAUGAAGGACAUUGUCUUCCAGUGAUUUCACAGGCAUAGCUGUAUCCUGAUGGGCCCUAUCCUGACUUGACAUAUCUCCCAUAAUUGUUAUGGGAUACUCAGCUGAACUUUCAACCUCCUAAAACCUGACCUGCUACUGAACUACUGUAACUGUUGACCAUCAAUCUGUGAAGUCUGUGAAUAAAGGAAAAACAUUUUUUGACUCUC
Scophthalmus maximus (turbot) is the source of this 2441-nucleotide messenger RNA. It is a transcript of the gene cbx3b, whose product is annotated as chromobox homolog 3b. The record is from RefSeq and is a predicted model, not a curated record. Gene Ontology annotation, cellular component: nucleus; pericentric heterochromatin. Gene Ontology annotation, molecular function: chromatin binding. Gene Ontology annotation, biological process: negative regulation of transcription by RNA polymerase II; chromatin organization. Bases 250 to 837 code for a protein of 195 amino acids. The transcript has 5 exons. Lineage: Eukaryota; Metazoa; Chordata; Actinopteri; Pleuronectiformes; Scophthalmidae.